AUGUUCAACUGGGUUCAGCAGCAGAUCGCCAAUGUCGCCGGCACGCAAGAGCCCAUCUACGGCCCUUCCGCCAUCCGAUCGGUGGCUGAAGAAGCCAAAGAGACUCCCUACACCGAAAUCGGCCGCGACGAUCUGAAGUGGCAAGAGAUGGAAUGGACCAACGUCGAGACGCAGACCUUUUACUUCUUCUCCGACGAGGGCAGACUCGGAAUGGCGCAGGUUAUUUACAGCAACGUUGCCGGCAUCCGCAAGACGUGCCAGUUCAACUCGAAAAUAUUUUCACUCGACGAAUCGAAGCCUCACCUGUGGUCAUCCACGCCGCUCAACAACUUUGAAGUCAGCGAGGACAAGGCGUCCUUUUACGCCGACGACUGCGCGCUCGAGCUGUCCGAGGACGGCAACUCGUAUACCAUCAAGAGCCUCAACGACCAGCGCGCCAUUGUCAACAUCAAAGUCACCAAGACGGGGCAGGGCUUCCAGGGCGGCAAGACGGGCACCAGCAGCUACGGCACCGAUCCCAAAGAGCCAUGGGGCUGGAUGCGCCACGCCUUUUGGCCGCGCUGUGCCGUCGAGGGCACCAUCACCACCGAGGAGGGCCCUAUUGACUUCAAGGGCCGUGGACUCUACAGCUACGCCCUCAUGGGCAUGAAGCCGCACCACGCCGCCGCUCGCUGGAGCUUCCUCAACUUCCAGGGCCCCAAUCACUCGGCCAUCAUGAUGCAGUUCAUCACCCCGCCCUCGUAUGGCUGCACCGUCGUCAACGUCGGCGGCGUCGCGGCCGACAGCGGCAUUGUCGGCGCAGGCUGCGACAACACCGUCACGCACACGGCCGUCGAGGCCGACCCGGAGAGCGGCUGGCCCGCCCCCACCAACGUCACAUUUGCCUGGAGCGUCAAGGACAAGGACGGCAACCCGGUCGAGGCCGAGGUUGACGCCGCGCUGGGAAAGCGUCUGGACCGUGUUGACGUCAUGGCCGAGGUCCCCGCGUUUGUCAAGCGCAUUGUCGCUGGUGCUGUUGGAACCAAGCCCUACAUCUACCAGUACGGCGGCAAGGCUACGCUGAAGCUCAAGGUUGGUGGCAAGGAAAUUACCGAGGAGGGUCAGAUCUUCAGCGAGGCCACCUUCAUCUCGGACCUCGAGACACCAUCCGAGUAA
This is a messenger RNA of Akanthomyces muscarius, 1155 nucleotides long. RefSeq lists its product as uncharacterized. Gene Ontology annotation, cellular component: cytoplasm. NCBI's taxonomy places the organism in Eukaryota, Fungi, Ascomycota, Sordariomycetes, Hypocreales, Cordycipitaceae. Bases 1 to 1155 code for a protein of 384 amino acids. Gene Ontology annotation, biological process: response to oxidative stress. The record is from RefSeq and is a predicted model, not a curated record. The transcript has 4 exons.